This is a messenger RNA of Raphanus sativus (radish), 1367 nucleotides long. RefSeq names its product cytochrome P450 81Q32-like. Gene Ontology annotation, molecular function: iron ion binding; oxidoreductase activity, acting on paired donors, with incorporation or reduction of molecular oxygen; monooxygenase activity. The record is from RefSeq and is a predicted model, not a curated record. NCBI's taxonomy places the organism in Eukaryota, Viridiplantae, Streptophyta, Magnoliopsida, Brassicales, Brassicaceae. The transcript has 2 exons. Bases 394 to 1278 code for a protein of 294 amino acids.
UGUAUAGUCAUAUAAAUAAAUGAAAUAAAUAGUUGGACAUAAUAUUUAUUGUCAUUUUUAAUAGAAUAGAUAUAUAGACUUAGAAGCAUUUUUGUAGUUUAGAUUCUAUUUGAAGGUAUUUCAAUAAAAACAAUAUGUUAUAUUUAAAAAUUACAGAAAUAAACAUGGGUGGAAACCGUGGAAAAUUGUCUAUUCAGCUCUAAAUCUGUCGGUAUUUACUUGAAAUAUCAAUGUUCAGACUAAGAAAGAAAAACGUGUUCUUAAGAUCAAUUUUGGUUUUAAAUCCGGUUAAAGAUUACCGAACCAUAUCAGACCGUAAGAAGAACAUACUUUUUUAUUCAGGUGGAGUUACGACCGUUACUAACGGAUCUUACCCUAAACGUUAUAACGAGAAUGAUGACUGGAAAGAGAUUCUCCGAGGAAGAUGAAGGCGAAAAAGAGAAGAUAAGCUCGGAGUUCCGGGAGCUAGUGGUGGAGAUUCUAGAGCUCUCUGCGGCGGACAACCCAGCCGAUUUUUUGCCGGCUCUAAGGUGGUAUGACUACAAAGGUUACAUCAAGAGAGCAAAGAGGGUUGGAGAAAAGAUGGAUAGUUUAUUACAAGGGUUUUUGGAUGAACAUAGAGCUAACAGAGGAAGAAUGGAGUUUAAGAACACCAUGAUUGCUCAUUUGCUUGAUUCUCAAGAAAAGGAGCCUCAUUACUACAAUGAUGUUACCAUCAAAGGUCUCAUUCUGAUGAUGGUAAUAGGAGGCACAGAUACAUCGGCUUUAACCGUAGAAUGGGCAAUGUCAAAUCUAUUAAACCAUCCACAAGUAUUUGAGACAACGAGACAAAAUAUUGAUGCUCACAUGGAACCAUCAUCGUCAUCAAGUAAUCGUCGUUUGUUAAAAGAAGAUGAUCAGGUGAACAUGGACUACUUGAACAACGUUGUAUCCGAGACACUAAGGCUAUGCCCUGUGGCUCCACUUAUGGUUCCUCAUUUCUCAUCUUCUGAUUGUGUCAUCGGUGGGUUCGAUAUUCCACGUGAUACAAUCGUGUUGGUUAACUUGUGGGCUAUACAUAGAGAUCCAAGCGUGUGGGAUGAUCCAACGUCGUUUAAGCCGGAGAGAUUUGAAAGGAGAGAUCAGCUUGGACAGUAUAGUAGUAAGAUGAUGCCGUUUGGUUUAGGGAGACGGGUUUGUCCCGGGUUGGGUUUAGGGAGACGGGUUUGUCACGUGAGGUGGCUUCCGAAUUGCUCUUCUGAAGAUUCAAGAAUAUGUAGAUUGUUUUUUAAGAUAUGAUAAUUGGUCAUAAUGUUCUAGAAAAAAAACAAGUCAUAAUAUUAUCUGUAAUAAGAUUAUUAUUAUUAUUAUUUUGUGUAGUAAGAUUA